UAAAGCCAAGAACAAAACACUACUAACUAAGAUCUUGCCUUCACACAAUCUUAUAUCUAUCUUCUCAAUCAUCUCUCUUUCUCACAGGUACAUUUAAUAGGUAUAUGUUGUAAAAAAAAAAUGGGGAGAUCACCGUGUUGCGAUGAGAGCGGAUUAAAGAAAGGGCCAUGGACACCAGAGGAGGAUCAGAAACUGAUUUAUCAUAUAAGAAAACAUGGCCAUGGAAGCUGGAGAGCUCUUCCAAAGCAAGCCGGUUUAAACCGGUGUGGAAAGAGUUGCAGGUUGAGAUGGACUAAUUACUUGAGACCAGACAUCAAGAGAGGAAACUUCACAGCUGAGGAAGAGCAGACCAUCAUCAACCUCCAUUCUCUUCUUGGAAACAAGUGGUCGUCUAUAGCUGGUCAUCUCCCAGGAAGAACGGAUAACGAAAUAAAGAACUAUUGGAACACUCAUAUUAGAAAGAAACUAAUGCAGAUGGGGAUUGAUCCAGUGACCCAUCGGCCGAGAACCGACCAUCUAAACGUUCUAGCCGCUCUCCCGCAACUACUAGCUGCCGCAAAUUUCAACAACCUCUUGAAUCUAAAUCAAAAUAUACAACUGGACGCAACAAGUGUUGCAAAAGCACAGUUGUUACAUAGUAUGAUUCAAGUCCUUAGCAACAAUAACAAUGCCUCUUCGUCACUUGAAACUCAUCACACCAACAACAACAACCUCUUUGGCCAAUCUUCUUUCUUGGAGAACCUACCAAGUAUCGGUGAAAAUCUUUAUGAUCAAACCCAAAGCCUCUCCCACAUUGUUAAUCAGCCGCCUCUGGAUUCGUUUACUAGCCCCAUUCGUGUAGUUGCUCAUCAAGAUUAUCAGAAUUCUAUUCCACCGUUGAUUUCGGCAUCUCCUGAUGAUGAGUCUAAGCAAACCCAAAUGAUGGCCAAGAAUAAGGAAGUUCUGAGGCAUACUGAUCACACUUCAAACCCUUCAUCGACCUCAACGUUCACCCAAGAUCAUCAGCCAUGGUGUGACGUAAUUGAUGACGAAGCAAGUGAUUCUUAUUGGAAAGAUAUCAUAGAGCAAACUUGUUCGGAGACUUGGCCAUUUCGUGAAUAGAGAGACGAAAGAAGAACAGUAGCAUUAUUUUUUUCUGUGGAUAUAGGUAUAUACAUAUAUAGUUUGUGUAUUAAUUAUUUUUCGACUAUGUGUACAACACACAUUGAUACUGUACAAAAUUGAUUUUGCAUAUAUUUGUAUCAUAAUAAUCUUUCAUUGA
Messenger RNA from Capsella rubella, 1261 nucleotides. RefSeq names its product transcription factor MYB41. Bases 121 to 1101 code for a protein of 326 amino acids. Lineage: Eukaryota; Viridiplantae; Streptophyta; Magnoliopsida; Brassicales; Brassicaceae. The transcript is spliced from 4 exons. The record is from RefSeq and is a predicted model, not a curated record.